UUUUGUGAGCUGUUCUUGUAUUGCACCGUAGAGUUCAGUCAUGGAGAAGAAGGUUAUCGACUGGGUCAACCACGAACAUCCUUUGAUUCUCACUGAAAAUGUGAGUAAAGACGAGACUCCAAAUUGUUAUGGGUGUGGUAUUCCCGUAACUGAUUUGGAAGUGGCAUAUGUUUGCACGAUGCAAAAUUGUUCGAAUAGGAUUAUUCUCCACAAGAAAUGUGGAGAAUUACCUAGUCAAAUUUUGCACCCUAAACAUCCUCAACAUCCCCUUCAUCUAUUUGAUUACCACAAGUUUUUCGGUUCCUGGUGUGAUAUUUGUUUGUGUGAUCAUGGUAAGGUGCUUAUCUACCGAUGUUCAAGUUGUGAUUUUGACGUCGACUUAAUAUGCGCAAGAACAAGUGUUGAUGAUAUAUUAAGGGGGAAAAUACAAGUAGAACACCCUAGUCACCCUGAUCACCCUUUGACACUGAUGAGAAAGCCUUUAUUUCCAUUUUGUUGUGAUGGUUGUGGUGUUAACGAUGUGGACAUGGCUUAUAUAUGCUCAACAUGUGAAUUUAUGGUACACAAAGCUUGUGUGUCGUUGCCCCCUCAUUCUCCCCAUAAAUCUUCAAUAUCACCACCACCAUCUUUCUCUUGCCUUCAGUUUACCAAUGAAACAUCACAAAUAUAUAUUAUCUUGUGAUGUCUGUCUCAAAAGAUUAGAUAGAACAAGGUGGAUGUAUUAUUGUGGUGAUUGCAGAUUCUUCGCGCAUAUCAGGUGUGUUGCAUC
Molecule: messenger RNA, 769 nt
Organism: Salvia hispanica
Lineage: Eukaryota; Viridiplantae; Streptophyta; Magnoliopsida; Lamiales; Lamiaceae
Source: RefSeq, a predicted model, not a curated record